This is a messenger RNA of Plectropomus leopardus (leopard coralgrouper), 1847 nucleotides long. RefSeq names its product RCC1 like (gene rcc1l). The record is from RefSeq and is a predicted model, not a curated record. Gene Ontology annotation, biological process: positive regulation of mitochondrial translation. NCBI's taxonomy places the organism in Eukaryota, Metazoa, Chordata, Actinopteri, Perciformes, Serranidae. Gene Ontology annotation, molecular function: rRNA binding; guanyl-nucleotide exchange factor activity. Gene Ontology annotation, cellular component: mitochondrial inner membrane.
UUCCCGGGUUAGCUAGCUUUUCUAAAGGUAAACAAACACGCGAAAAUGACAUUGAAAUCAAUAAUUACAAUUUCAGUUAGUUCUCAUUACUUUCUAUACAGCACAAGGUAGUUAUUCAGCCCGUUAAAGAAAUGAUUUAGCCUCGGUUUCAACGGGAAGCAAAGGAUGGCUCUUUCAUGCGUGCGACUGUGCACUCGACACGUGAGCACACAGCUUCAAGUCUGUGGCUAUGCAACACUCAAUAAAGCAUCCAGACCUCGGGAGAAAACCAGCAGCGAUCCAGUUUUUCAGUAUGUCGGCCGGCACAAAAAGCCCACCCACAAAGUGUUUGUGUGGGGCUUCAGCUUCACCGGUGCUCUGGGUAUCCCCAGCUUUGUGGUGCCGGACAGCGGCAGGAAAAAUCCUCGCAAAUAUCAGCUGACUCCUUACAGACUGGAGACAGCAGAACAGAUCUCGUCUGCUGCUUGUGGUUACGGCUUCACUCUCAUCGCCUCGCCAACCAAAGAUGUGAUCAAGCUGUGGGGCAUGGGCCUUAACAAGGACUCUCAGCUGGGCUUCCAACGCACGCAACACAGCCGCCAUAAAAGCUACGACUACGUGUUGGAGCCGUCCCCGGUGGCUCUGCCGCUCGUCGAGCCUCUGCAGACCAAAGUGCUUCAGGUUGCAUGUGGCCGGGCUCACUCUCUGAUCCUCACUGACCAGGAGGGAGUUUUCAGUAUGGGCAACAAUGCGUACGGCCAGUGUGGAAGGCGGAUAGUUGAAGAUGAAGUUUACAGUGGCAGUCACAUCAUUCACAAGAUAGAAGGCUUCAGCAGCAGGGUCACCCAGGUGGCAUGUGGACAGGAUCACAGCCUUUUCCUCAGUGAGACAGGGAAAGUCUUUGCAUGUGGAUGGGGCGCAGAUGGACAGACAGGUCUUGGACAUCACAAAAUCAGCUCCCUUCCGACGGAGGUGGGCGGGGAUCUGGCCGGGGUGGAGGUGCAGCAGAUCAGCACGUACGGAGACUGCAGCUUGGCCGUGUCCAGAGAGGGACAGCUGUACGGGUGGGGCAACUCCGAAUACCUGCAGCUGGCUUCAGUCACUGAGGCCACACAGAUCAACUCUCCUCGACAUCUCCCUCUGACAGGCUGCGGAAAAGUGGUUCAGGCCGCGUGUGGAGGCACACAAGUCGCCGUUCUCAACGAGAAAGGAGAAGUGUUUGUGUGGGGCUUCGGCAUCCUCGGAAAAGGCCCAAAUUUAUCCGAAUCCUCGACCCCGGAGAUGAUUCCCUCCACACUGUUUGGGCGCUCAGAGUUUAACCCCUCGGUAGCCAUCACCAAGAUCAGGUGUGGCCUCAACCAUUUUGCUGCAGUCACGGAUCGCGGCGAGCUCUUCGUCUGGGGGAAGAAUGUGAGAGGUUGUUUGGGCAUCGGGAAGAGAGACGACCAGUACUUCCCGUGGCGGGUGACGGUGCCCGGUCAGGUGGUGGACGUAGCUUGCGGUGUCGACCACAUGGUGGCGCUGGUGAAGUCCCUCCUGUGAGCUCCUGCGCUCCUCAGCAGUGGAUGAAAGGCUGGAUGUUUGGCUGAGCCUCCCGCUGACCCCCCGGCCGCCUCGGGGAGCCGAUCGGGGGCCGCGCUGGAGUCUUGAAGCCAGCUGUUCUCCACAGGCGACGGACCCUCGUGUCCCUUCGCCCUGCGGUGACGUCAAGCCGAGCGCAGGGCGGUCGAUUCAGCAGCAAACUGUCACUGACACAGCUCACUUUACCCUGCAUGAAGGUCGUAUGGGGAAGAUAUCAAAGGAUAGUUUUGUUUUAUUGCAACUUGAGCUGAAACAAUUAAUCGAUUUAGCAAAACAGUGAAAAAAUG